AUGCUUGCUUCAUUAAGUUUUAUUCUAUGUCAUAUGUUUAAAGAAGAUUUUGAAACAAUGAACCAUGAUAUCGGUCGACCAAUUUCUCGUCAAGCAUUUGGACGAACAGCAUUUCUUGGCUCAUUCUACGACGCAACAACUGAUGAAUUUUGUGAAAGUUCUAUUGUUAAUGAUGAGAUUCCAACAGUUACUAUUCGUCAUUUGAAUGAAAAUCAUGACCCUUCUUCAUUUAAAUUUGACAUAUCUGUAUAA
Molecule: messenger RNA, 252 nt
Organism: Rotaria sp. Silwood2
Lineage: Eukaryota; Metazoa; Rotifera; Eurotatoria; Philodinida; Philodinidae
Source: the annotation of a GenBank genome assembly